Molecule: messenger RNA, 3833 nt
Organism: Malus domestica (apple)
Lineage: Eukaryota; Viridiplantae; Streptophyta; Magnoliopsida; Rosales; Rosaceae
Source: RefSeq, a predicted model, not a curated record
GCGAAAUGCAGUUCUUCACAAACACAACAAUGGGAAGACCAAGGGGCAAAUCGAAAAUCCAAUGAAUAUAAAUCCCCCUCAAUUUGAAAUAAAUUACAACUCUAAUUACCAAUAAACCCAAGAGACUGAAUGAGUGGCAUUAGAGAAAUAAGCCGAAGUAUCAGAGGUCUUCUUCUUCCCCACUUCUGAAAGCCCCAGGUCCGUCCGGACUCCUGUCUCCCAAAUCCAGCCCUGUGAUUUCUCAGCCAAAACAAACGAGUUAGUAUAAGACCAAUCCUUCCAGUUGGACCAAGUUUUCUCUAUUGUGCCGGCUGUAUACAAUCGCCCGCUGUACAGAUUUGUACUUGUUCGGGUUGAGGGCUUCAGGGUUCAACUGGAUGUGACUUGUGCUAUUGAAAAGUUCGGAAUUCAAACUUGGCUUCAUUUCAUUAAAGAAGCAUGCUUUUGGGGUUAUAAUGUUUCCUGUUGCUUUAUGCACUAUUAAAUCAGCUUAAGUCAACUCAGGUUCUCCAUAUUAGUGAUGGAUUGCAAUAAGGAAGAGGCCAUUAGGGCCAAGGUGAUUGCUGAGAAGAAGAUGCAGAGCAAGGAUUUCGUGGGGGCUCGUAAGAUUGCUAUAAAGGCGCAACAACUCUAUCCUGAUCUGGAGAAUGCAUCUCAGAUGCUUAUGGUUUGUGAUGUGCAUUGCUCUGCUGAAAAAUUGUUUGGGACUGAGAUGGACUGGUAUGGUAUCCUUCAGAUUGAUCAAACAGCGGAUGAGAUAACAAUUAAGAAGCAGUACAGGAAGUUUGCUCUCCAACUUCAUCCUGAUAAAAACAAGUUUUCUGGUGCAGAAGCUGCUUUUAAGCUGAUUGGUGAAGCUCAAAGAGUGCUUUUGGACCGUGACAAACGGAGCAUGCAUGACCUGAAACGCAAGACUUCUGUGAGUAAAACAGGUGUGCCACAUCGACCCCCACAUAGGGCGAGUUGGAACUCAAAUCCUGGAGUUCAAAACAACUCCAGAGGCAACUUUACAGGCGUUAAUCUCCAGAGCCAGCAGCAACAACAGCCUUUUCCACCGGGGUAUUCAGAUGCCCGAUCGACUUUUUGGACUGCCUGCCCAUUUUGUUCAGUUAAGUACCAGUAUUAUAGAGAAGUUCUUCUUAGAUCUCUUCGUUGUCAAGGCUGCGGUAAGCCCUUCAUUGCAUAUGACACAAAUGUGCCAGGUGGCGCACCACCACCACCACCACCACCACCACCAACUAACUUAAGUCAGCAGGCAUUCCCCCCCAAAAAAGUCAAUGUCAACAUGUCUGAAGUGAGACUUCAGAGGAAUGUUGGAGCUGAAAACUCCAAAGCUAAACCUUUCCAAAAGACAGACCAAAGGUCAAGUAGCUCUUCAGGUGUUCGUUCAGAAAAGGUAAAGCGUAAGAGAGACAGGAAACGUGUAGUAGAAUCCAGUGAAAGCAGUGACUCUGAAAGCAACAGUGAUUCUGAAGAAGAUAUGGUCAUUGAUGAUGCAAGCGGCAGUGAUUCUGAAGAAGAUAUGGUCAUUGAUGAUGCUGUUCUUCAGGCUGGACUGAAAUCUGGAAUUUAUGGAAACCAGCAACCACGGAGAUCUUCACGGCAUAAGCAGCAUAUUUCUUAUAAGGAAAAUCUAAGCGAUGGUGAAGACACUCCUCUAUCAAAAAGGGAGAAGAGGACUGUCUCAUCCUGUGCCACUGAAGAGGAAAAUGAAGACGCAUCUAAAGUGGAGGAAUCUAUAAUGAAUAAUAAAUCUGAUCGUGCCGCUGACACUAAAGGAGAUGAAAAGGUGAAACAGAAAGAAGAGUGUUUGACAAAUAGAGUUGGGGAAAAAAAGUCUGGGGCUAAAGAAAGGGUGAAAGUAUUUGACUCUAAGAAAAUUUCUGAGGCACUUGAGAAUUCUGCAUCACAUAAAAGCUCCAAUGAAAAACAAGAACCAGACCCCUUGUAUUCUUUUCCUGAGAGUGAUUUCAACGACUUUGAGAGGUACCGGAAAGAAGAACUCUUUGAAGCUGGGCAGGUGUGGGCUAUUUAUGAUACUCGAAAUGGGAUGCCAAGAUUCUAUGCUAGAAUCAAGAAAGUUCACUCACCUGAGUUCAAGUUGCAGAUAACCUGGCUAGAGCCUGACCCCGAUGAUGAUAAUGAAAUGAAAUGGGCCAAAUCUGACUUGCCGUUUUCUUGUGGUAAAUUCAGACAAGGUGACUCUGAAAUCACGAAAGAUCUUCCCAUGUUCUCUCAUUUGAUGACUUGGGGGAAGAUUAGAAGUUCUUACAUGAUAUAUCCAAGAAAGGGAGAGAUUUGGGCCAUUUUCAAGAACUGGGACAUAAACUUGUACACUGAUGCAGACUCUAAUCAGAAGCUGAACUUUGAAUACGAAUUUGUUGAUAUUUUAUCAGACUAUUCUGAGGAUGUUGGAAUAUCUGUUGCACUCUUGGACAAGGUGAAAGGUUUUGUGAGUGUUUUCUGUCGAAGGGUUAAGGAUGGGAAAGGCACAUUUCAAGUUCCACCAGGAGAAUUAUUGAGGUUUUCCCACAGAGUUCCAUCUUAUACAUUGACUGGUGACGAAGGAGUAGGAAUUCCAUCAGGAUCUGUUGAGCUUGAUCCCGCCUCUUUGCCUUUUAAUAUUGAAGAAGUUCCUAUUUCUAGAGAUCGGAAAACGGAGGCUAGUACUCAUAGUAAUGGUUUUUCUAAAUCUCCGGAUACAAGGAAUGAAGACAGUAAUGUUCCCAAAGGGUCAUCGCCAGAAGGCAUCGCUAUUCCAGAAGCUGAGUUCUACAACUUUGAUGCUGAUAAAUCUCUGGAAAAGUUUGAGAUUGGUCAGAUCUGGGCAUUGUAUAGUGAUGAGGAUGGCUUGCCAAAAUACUAUGGCCAGAUAAAAAACCUUGAUUGUCACCGAUCCAAAUUGCAUAUUGCAUGGCUUGCUUCCAACUUACUACCAGACAGGGUGAUUCGAUGGCAUGAUGAGGGGAUGCCUGUUUGCUGCGGGAGAUUUAGGGUUAGAAGGAGUACGCUCCAGGACUAUGAUUCUACUCUGUCCUUUUCACACCGGGUAAAUGCAAUUUCUAUUGGUAAGAAUGAUUUUGAAAUAUAUCCUCAAAGAGGUGAGGUUUGGGCGUUGUAUAAGAACUGGACAGCUGAUCUCUCGUGUUCUGACUUGGAUACCUGCGAGUAUGACAUAGUGGCAGUGUGGAAAGAAAAUGAUAUUCAAAGAGAGGUCUUGAUUUUAGAGCGUGUGGAUGGUUUCAACUCAGUUUUCAAGACUCAGUUGAAAGGAGGAUCAGCUGAAACCAUGACCAUCCGUGGGGUUGAGCUACUAAGGUUUUCUCACAUGAUUCCCUCUUUCAAGCUAACAGACCAAAAAGGCGGCAGCCUCAGAGGGUGCUGGGAACUUGAUCCUGCUGCAUUGCCGCUUCGGUUCUUUAGUCAGACUUGAGUUGGCAACCAGACUAGCCUUUUGCUUCAUAGGGCCUCUUCCCAGGAUGCCGGUGUGGGAAAUGGAACCGUCUGGGAGAAGAUUCUGAUGUAUUCUAGCGCGACCGAGCCUGCCCAGUUCUGAUUAACGAAUCAACCAGCCGUCUUUUGAUUGGUAUUAUGAGGCAGGCAAAUUUUGUAGCCGACUUUGGUCUUUGGUGAGGAAGGAGGAGGUGUCUCUGCUGGUUUUUUGUAUUGCGUAUUCUGAAUAUCUUGUUUAUAGAUCCUUUAAUUUUCAUUGAACCCUGGGUUACCAAUGCUGGAAUGUUGGCCAAACAGUUCAAAAAAGAAAAACUGAAAUUUUUUACUGUAUCUGGAACCUAGUAUUUGAAUUUUCUGAUGAACAACCACAUCUUCCUAGA